Molecule: messenger RNA, 1298 nt
Organism: Solanum lycopersicum (tomato)
Lineage: Eukaryota; Viridiplantae; Streptophyta; Magnoliopsida; Solanales; Solanaceae
Product: F-box protein PP2-B11-like
Molecular function (GO): protein binding
Source: RefSeq, a predicted model, not a curated record
UCCAUUGAGUUUUUUCCGAUGGAUCAUUUGCCUGAAGGUUGCGUAUCAAAAAUUCUCUCUCUAACAUCGCCGAAAGAUGCAGCUAGGUCUUCAGCUGUCGCGAAAAAAUUCAUGUCAGCCGCAGAAUGUGACAACGUCUGGGAGGCUUUUAUUCCAUCUGAUUAUCUACAAGCUAUUUCUAGAUCAGGAAAUUUGAUGGGGUUUCCUUCCAAAAAGCAACUCUACUUCAGUCUCUGCGACACUUCGAUUCUCCUCGAUGGAGGAAAAUUGAGCCUUUCGGUGGAUAAGAACACGGGGGGUAAAUGUCUUAUGAUCGCAGCACGAAAGCUUGGAAUUAUAUGGGGUGGUACACCAGCAUAUUGGGAAUGGUUGUCUCACCCGGAUGCCAGAUUCUCUGAAGUAGCUAAACUUAAGAGCAUCAGUUGGCUUGAUAUCCGAGGAAAAAUUGGAACUCGGAUGCUCUCAAAAAGAACCAGUUAUUGCGCUUAUCUGGUGUUCAAGCUGGAAGAUCGGUUUUAUGGCCUUACAAAUGUCAAGGCAGUUGUUAGAUUUGCUGAUAGAGAGAGUGACCAUGAUGUAAGGGAACGAGCUAAAGUUGUUCAUUUUUCUGGAGAAGGCUCUGGAGCAACGCUACCCUUGAUUAGAAGUGAUGGAUGGAUGGAAUUGAAAAUGGGAAACUUUUUCAAUGAUAGGGGAGAAGAUGGAGCUGUUGAAGCACGAUUGAUGCAAACAAGGCAAACUUGGAAACACGGCCUCAUUGUACAAGGAAUUGAAUUUCGUCCAGAAUGAAGAAGAAAAGGAUCCUCCUCUAUGCCUUUCAUUUUGGUCUUUUUUAGACUCAUUUGCCUUUGAAUAUUUCUUAUAUGGUAUUUCCUGAGGAACUUAUCGAGAGAGAACUGUAUUUGGUUAGAUAAUGUGUGAAUGAUAAACAAGAAUUAGAUUUUUUUUUUCUUAAAUUUCUGGAUGAUUAUGAAGAUACUAUGUCGAGAUAUGUUUCCCCGCCAGCUUGCUUCUCUGAAAAGGAGCUUUAAUUUAGUCUUUGUGACUCUUAUGUUGUAAUUGAUGGAGUUAACUAAUAUGCAUUCCAUUCCAAUCUACACAUGUUUUGAAACUUUGUCAAACAUAUUUUAUGGUAUGGAAUGGGGCCUAAAACACAAUCACACGCAGAGGCGCGAGUAAGGGGUUGAAGCUUAGUGCUUGUUGAGUUACUCAUAUUCGAAAUAAAUAAUUUGUUUGUAUCAGUUUAUUAUUACAUAAUAAACCUAGAAAGGUAAAACAAAUGUGAGAUGGUUUGGUCA